Messenger RNA from Olea europaea var. sylvestris, 567 nucleotides. RefSeq lists its product as uncharacterized. The record is from RefSeq and is a predicted model, not a curated record. Bases 1 to 567 code for a protein of 188 amino acids. Gene Ontology annotation, molecular function: nucleic acid binding; zinc ion binding. The transcript has a single exon. Lineage: Eukaryota; Viridiplantae; Streptophyta; Magnoliopsida; Lamiales; Oleaceae.
AUGAAGAAGAAGUUUGAAGGGAGUGCUAGGGUCAAGAGGUCACAUCUACAAGCUCUCCGCAGAGAGUUUGAAAUCCUAGAGAUGAAGACUGGAGAAGGAGUCUCUGAGUAUUUUUCGAGAGUGUUGUUAGUGGCCAACGAGAUGAGAACAUAUGGGGAACAGAUGCAAGAUGUCACAGUGGUGGAGAAAAUUCUCAGAUCAUUGAGUGAGAAGUUCAAUUAUGUUGUUUGCUCGAUUGAGGAGUCCAAAGGCAUCGAUCAACUCUCCAUUAAUGAGCUACAGAGUUCUCUGAUUGUUCAUGAACAAAAAUUCCAGCGACAUACAGGAGAAGAACAAGCACUCAAGAUCAGUUAUGAAGACAAAUUUGGUGCAAGAGGACGGGGUCGAGGUGUGUACAAAUGCAGAGGAAGAUGGAGAUGCCAACCUUACAACAAAGCAACAGUGGAAUGCUUUAAAUGCCAUAAGCUUGGACACUUUCAAUCUGAUUGUCCAAGCUGGGAUAAGGAAGCCAACUAUGCUGAACUAGGGGAAGAAGAAGAGUGUUGCUCAUGUAAUAUGUGGAGAUGA